GUGAGGGCCAAGGAAAGGAAAGGGGCUGUUCCAACAACCAAACGGACAGGCAUUCCAGCUCCACGGGAACUUUCAGUAUCUGCCUCAAGAGAGAGAUCUGUGCCACGUGGUUCCUCCAACCCGAAGAAAUCGGGGUCUAGUCCAACCUCCUCUUCCACCCCCACCCCUACUAAGCACCUGAGGACCACUUCUGCAAAACCCAAGCAAGAACAUGAAGGUGGAGAGAAGGCUGUGCUUGAGUCCCAAGUUCGGGAACUUCUGGCUGAAGCCAAAGCCAAAGAUAGUGAGAUCAACCGGCUUCGAAGUGAACUAAAGAAGUGCAAAGAGAGAAGGGCUCUGAGCACUGAGGGGACUGAUGCUUCAGAACCAAGUGCAAAUGGAACAUCAGCUCCACCAGGAGAUGCAGAACCCUUGAUAAGAGCCCUUGAGGAGAAGAACAAGACCUUUCAAAAAGAGCUUGCUGACCUAGAGGAAGAAAACCGGGCUUUGAAGGAGAAACUGACUUACCUUGAGCAUUCUCCAAAUUCAGAAGGGGCAGCAAGUCACACUGGUGACAGCAGCUGCCCAACAUCCAUAACUCAAGAGUCAAGCUUCGGAAGCCCAACUGGAAAUGAGCUGUCAAGUGAAAUUGAUGAGUACAAAAGAAACACACAUGGAAGUGUGUUACGGGCAUCAGGGUCUUCAAGCAGUGAUGUUACCAAAGCCUCCUUGUCACCGGACGCCUCUGAUUUUGAACACAUCACCGCAGACACUCCAUCUCGGCCCCUGUCCUCUACUAGCAACCCUUUUAAGAGCUCCAAAUGUUCUACCACUGGUAGUUCCCCAAACAAUGCGAGUGAGCUGUCCCUGGCCUCUCUUACUGAGAAGAUACAAAAGAUGGAAGAGAAUCAGCACAGCACUGCAGAGGAGCUGCAGGCUACUCUGCAAGAAUUAUCUGACCAGCAGCAAAUGGUGCAGGAACUGACAGCUGAGAAUGAGAAGCUCGUGGAUGAGAAGGCAAUUUUAGAGACGUCCUUCCACCAGCAUCGAGAGAGGGCAGAGCAACUAAGUCAAGAAAAUGAGAAGCUGAUCAAUCUUUUACAAGAGCGAGUAAAGAAUGAAGAGCCCAGCACCCAAGGAGAAAAAAUCUUUGAGCUGGAGCAGAAAUGCACAGAUAUUCUUGAGAAGAGCCGCUUUGAAAGAGAAAAACUGCUCAACAUUCAGCAGCAGUUGACUUGCAGCUUACGGAAGGUUGAGGAAGAGAACCAAGGAGCAUUAGAUAUGAUUAAGCACCUGAAGGAAGAAAAUGAAAAACUGAAUGGGUUUCUCGAACUAGAACGGUGUAAUAAUAGUGUGAUGGCCAAAACUUUGGAAGAAUGUAGAGUUAGUUUGGAAGGUUUGAAGAUGGAGAAUGGGUCCUUGAAGGCUCAUUUGGAGGGUGAUAAGCAAAAGGCCAUGGAGACCAGUAGUGCCAUGGAGCAGACAGCAGACAACUGCGAAGUUCAGGAAAUGUUGAAAGUAGCUCAAGCUGAGAAAGAUCAACUGGAAUUGUCAUGCACCGAGCUUAGACAAGAAUUGUUAAAGGCAAAUGGUGAAAUUAAACAUGUUUCAGGCCUGCUAGCCAAGGUAUUUGAUUGAAGGUGUAGAAACGAUUUCGUUAGUGAUUCCUAUCCAAGCACUCAUAAAUGAAGCUUCACA
Molecule: messenger RNA, 1677 nt
Organism: Castor canadensis (American beaver)
Lineage: Eukaryota; Metazoa; Chordata; Mammalia; Rodentia; Castoridae
Source: RefSeq, a predicted model, not a curated record